UAAUCUGUACGAGAUAUCACGCCAGCAACGUGACCUAACUACUUACCGCGCUGGUACUAGUUCCCACGACAGAGAGUAAAUAUGGACGUCAAGACUCUUCUCCUGCUUCUACCAGUUGUUUACAGCGCGUGCCCAUCACCAUGGAAUAUGGAGUUCCAGAGUUCCUGUUACAUGAUUGUUACAGAAAUGAAACCUUGGGCGGAAGCUGAUCGUAAUUGUGGGCUUCAUCACCCCGAUGGUCACCUAGUUAAAAUUGAAACAGCGGAGGAGCAAACCUUCCUUACGAACUACGUCAAAGCUCACCAAGCACACCUCGCGGGAGAACUGUGGACAGACGGGACGGACGUGGAGGUCCCGCGUGAGUUUGUGUGGGACUAUGGGUACGACCACUUCGUCUAUGCCAACUGGAAACAUGGGGAACCCAACAACCAGGGCGGCCACGAACACUGUGUGGAGUACGGCAAGAGCUACAACUACCAGUGGAAUGAUAUCCCGUGCAAUAAUCACUACCAGUCCAUCUGUGAAUUCGAGAAAACUGUGUGAAUUUCACAACAGCAUGCCACAAAUUAUUGCAACAAUAAAGAUUCUACAUAAAGAAGCCAUUACACGUAUUAAGCUCCUGUUGUUGUUUCUAUAACUUAAACAUUCGGGUUCGGAUUUUGUUUAUGUGAAUUGACAUUAACCUAUUUCAUCAGUGAGUGUUGAUAUCAUAUAUCAAAUUAGUUUACUUUGUCAUUGUGUUGAC
Messenger RNA from Mizuhopecten yessoensis (Yesso scallop), 745 nucleotides. RefSeq names its product ladderlectin-like. Gene Ontology annotation, molecular function: signaling receptor activity. NCBI's taxonomy places the organism in Eukaryota, Metazoa, Mollusca, Bivalvia, Pectinida, Pectinidae. The transcript is spliced from 5 exons. The record is from RefSeq and is a predicted model, not a curated record. The coding region runs from base 82 to 543 and encodes 153 amino acids.